This is a messenger RNA of Adineta ricciae, 879 nucleotides long. The record is from the annotation of a GenBank genome assembly. NCBI's taxonomy places the organism in Eukaryota, Metazoa, Rotifera, Eurotatoria, Adinetida, Adinetidae.
AUGACUACUACAGACAGAGCAAAAAGAGAUUUAGACGACUUUCUUAGAACUAACGAAGGACAAGAAGUGAGUAACACUGGUUUCGCCAUAAACGAGAGCAAUAUCAUCAAUGUUCUCGUUGUUGGGCGAUCACAAACAGGAAAAACAACGUUGAUAAAAUCAUUGAUAAAUACUAUCCAUGCUUCUUAUGUCACUGGUUUUUCCGAUACACGCAACGUUACGCAUCAUCCGAUAAUUGUCCGAGAUAAAAUAACCGAUCGAUACUAUCAAAUCAAUAUGAUUGAUACGAUUGGACUUGAUGAACGUUCGCAAGAUCCAAACAAUAAUCGUUCAAAUGAAGAAAUAUUGACAUUAGCAGCUAAAUUUAUUGCAAAAGAAAUAACUACAUUGAAUGCAGUCAUUUUUGUUUCUAAAGUGGGUGAAUUACACCAACAUGAUAUCUCAACAUUUAAAUUAUUGAUCAACUUCCUUGGUCCAUCGUUCGAAGCAAAUGCAAUGAUGGUAGUAACUCACUGUGAUGGUUUAACAAAAGAACGAUUCAAUGUCUUAGCUGAUGGAAUUCGAACGCAUUCGCUGAGCAAAGAAAUCAGUGAUUACUGUACGUUGGGUAUUCUUCCGCAUGGUACGCUAAAUUUCGAUCAAUUAGAAACAUUUACGGGCGAAGAGGAAAUGGAGAUGAGAAAAUAUAUCAUAAAGAAGAAAUUACAGAUGAUUACGCCAAUGCGAAAGGAUAUCCUUCAGUUAUUGAUUGCACAACAUGGAAAGCAACAGCCUGUCCAGCAGUUACAGGAGAUAGUAGAAAUGGCCAAUAAGGAACGAAUGCGAUUUCUUGAAGACGAAAUUAAGAAACGGAACCAAGGCAAAUGUAUCAUUUCAUAA